Molecule: messenger RNA, 1830 nt
Organism: Verruconis gallopava
Lineage: Eukaryota; Fungi; Ascomycota; Dothideomycetes; Venturiales; Sympoventuriaceae
Exons: 3
Coding region: 77-1783 (568 amino acids)
Biological process (GO): transmembrane transport
Cellular component (GO): membrane
Molecular function (GO): transmembrane transporter activity
Source: RefSeq, a predicted model, not a curated record
CGUGAAUCAUUUCAGUCCGCUUGUCGUAACGUUUAGUUCUAGCCCUCUCCGUGCGACGUGAUUCAAACGUUGCACGAUGGCAUCCACCUACCCGGACGAGAAAAAAAUCAACAAUGCACAGAAGAGAGAGUAUAGCGACGAUCUGGAAAGAACCCAGACAGUGUACGAUGACAAUUUCCACGGACUGAGUUUGAAGACUAUCCUAGUGUAUCUUGCGUUGUGCAUUGCGUACUUCGUCCAGCUUUUCGACAUCGUCUGCUCGGGUGCUUAUGCUCGAACGAUUGCUGCAGCCGUAGGCACAUCAACCGACUCCGCGGUGUGGAUUUCCCAAGUCAUCGUUAUCGUCACAGCGACUCUAGGGCCCCCAGCUUCACAAGCCGCUGACUAUUGGGGAAGAAAAUGGUUCUUUGUUGGAAGCUCCGUGUUUGGCUUCGUAGGCGCCAUCGUCCUUGCAAGAGCCCAUAGUAUUGGCCAGGUCAUUGCAGGCCAGACUAUCUCCAGCGUGUUCUUCAUAUCCCAACCCAUCCUCAUCGCGGUUGGCUCGGAGAUCUUGCCGCGAAAGUGGAGGCCAAUCGCACAAGGGGGUCUGAAUGCUGCUGGUGGCCUUGGAGGAGUCGUCGCCUUUUUGGGUGGUCAGUCGCUGAUUGACCAGAGUCCUUCAGGCUGGCGUAACAUCUGGUACAUCAUCACGGCUUUAAUGGGAGCGUCAGGUAUCAUCAUUGCCACACUAUACUGGCCGCCACCAAUGCCACUCCAGAAGACGUUGUCUGCAAGCGAGAAAUUCAGACGGCUCGAUUGGGUUGCCUACUUCCUCCUUGCUGCAGGUCUUGCCCUUCUUUGUAUGGGUCUCUCCUGGGCUGAGUCACCAUACCCUUGGUCUAACGCUCACGUCGUCGCCUGUAUUGUGGUUGGUGGCAUGCUCAUUUUGGCGCUUGUGGUUCACCAAACUUUCUUCCAAAAGCACGGGCUCCUUGAUCAUGACCUCUUUAAGAAGGAUCGCAACUUCGCCAUUGCAAUCGGAUGCUUCUUCCUCGAUGGUAUGAUUUUCUGGGCCUAUAACUCGUACUUUCCUUUCGAGAUGUCAACACUAUAUGCAUAUAACAGCUCGGCGAUUGAAGGGGCAAGAAAUUGCAUGAAUUUUUUUGCAACAUUCUUUGCGGUCGCACUGAUCCCCGUCAUCUCCCACUUCACCAAAUCGAUCCGCGAGCCAACCGUCAUCUCCUUCCUCGCUUACGUCGUGUUCUUUGCUCUUAUGGCUAAAAUGGACGUCAACGAGACUGGAAAAACAUGGGGCUACCCAAUAAUCAUGGGUCUCGGCCUGGGUUGGUCCUUGACAUAUCUUGUAGCUGCUGCACAGCUUUCUGCUCCGGCACAUCUUAUCGCAAUCACGAGUGGCAUACUGCUUUCGAUUCGCUCGCUAGGAGCUUCGAUAGCUCUAGGAAUCUACAACGCGAUUUUCAACUCCGAGCUUAAUAGCAAACUUGGGUCUAACAUCGCUGCUGCCGUUUUACCACUGGGUCUUCCACCACAAUCGCUCGAAGCUUUUAUCGGUGCACUAGCCAGUGAAGCAUCAGAGUCUGAUAUUGCAGCCAUACCAGGUGUGACACCGCAAAUUAUCGGCGCUGGCGUUGCGGCUCUCCAAAAGGCAUUCCUCAACAGCUUCAAAUGGGUGUAUGUGGCGGCUGCUGUGAUAUCUGCUGUAGCCGCAAUAGCCUCCUGUUUUCUCAUUAAUCCGGUGAAGGAUCUGAAUAAUCAUGUUGAUGCUCCUUUGGAUGAGGAUUGACGACACAAAUCCCUUUCAUAGCUAUGGGGAGGAGGACAUACGACGAG